Messenger RNA from Notechis scutatus (mainland tiger snake), 2213 nucleotides. The record is from RefSeq and is a predicted model, not a curated record. NCBI's taxonomy places the organism in Eukaryota, Metazoa, Chordata, Lepidosauria, Squamata, Elapidae.
UUUGAAUCUCACCACAAGCUUGUUUUCCAGGAGGGGAAAUACAAGCGAGCAACGUUACAGUAUAAGAAAACCGUAUCGUGGCUGGAGCAUGAAACCGGCCUGUCGGAUAUGGAGAAAUCCCAAUCCAGGAACCUGAGGCUCGCUGCCCAUCUCAACCUGGCCAUGUGCCACUUAAAGCUGAAAGAGUAUUCUCAGGUCUUGGAAAACUGCAAUAAGGCGCUGGAAUUGGACAGCAACAACGAGAAGGGCCUCUUCCGGCGAGGCGAGGCUCGAUUGGCCGUCAACGACUUUGAGUUAGCCAGGGCAGAUUUCCAGAAGGUGCUACAGCUCUACCCAAGUAACAAGGCGGCCAAAGCCCAGCUCCUGAUCUCCCAGCAGAAGAUACGCGACCAGCACGAAAGGGAGAAAAAAAUGUACGCCAACAUGUUCCAGAGACUGGCAGACAAAGAAGCAAAGUUGGAAUUGGAUGCAGGAUGCAAAGAAGAGGCUGACACGAAAGACGGCAAACAGAACGGUGUGGAGGAGAAAACAGAAGUUGACAUAGAGAUUUGAGGCUGAAAGUUGACCCGUUAGUUUUCUAAAACUGAAGAAUUUCCAGUGAACUCUAGACCUUUAUUUUUCUAUCUGAUUUGGUAAGGGGGCGAUGGCUGGGGGCUGUUUAGCAUCUAUAUAGGAAAUGGUGGCAGAACAGAGCCAAGUUAUGUUUGAUGUAUUAUUUAUUCGGACAUGCAUCCUUUACUCUGUUGUUGUUGACCUUGGGAAGUUUCAGGUUAGGAUCCCUCUUCUCAGUUUCCUGGCAUCUUUCUCAGGUUCCAGCUUGGCCUAAUCAAACGCCACAUUUUAUUCCCCCUUCUUUACUUUCCUUCCCCCCAUCCCUUAUUUUUAAAAAGAAAAGUUUUUAUCUGCACAUGCACACAGCUAUUUGCAUGAGAGGCCUAAAUACACCAGAGCUCCCUUUUCUGCUGCAGCCUUAACAUUCUUUCUUUGGGUCUGUCGACAUGGAUGCCCCUCUGUCCUGAGCAGGGAUGGCCACUUUACUUGUAAGGGCUCCUCUUCUGCAGAAGAGGAAGAAGCAGGAAACCAAAGCUCGAGCAGUAAAUUCUUUAAAAAGUCUGGAGGUGGCAGUAGCCCUUGGACUCUAAAUGCAGAUAUUCCUCCCCACUCAACAUCAGCAACACCCAGAGAUACAAGUUCGAUAAAAGGAUUGUCUGCCAAUGGCAUCCACCACCAGCGGGAGCUUUGGCAUAAAGAGGACAGAUCAAAGUGCAGGCGAACAACAUCUGGCCAGAUCUUGUUGCAGGUUACAAAAAGGGUUGCUGCAGUGAUAUUAGCCAUUUUUGGAAGGAGGCCACCCACAUGCCAUAAGCCUUCGAACACCUGCCAGUUUGUAGGACAUCCUUCUAGAGCAACCUGGUGGGACCUACAGCAGGUCAGAAAUUCGGGGACUUCCCUGUUCCUCCCCCCUUUCCAUUUAGCAUAGAAACACGUAAUCAAGAUAGAUCAGGCGUUCCCACUAGGACAUUGGUCUACAUUUCCACAAUUCCCUCGGAAGCCUGCCCACAGCUCCACGCCAACAGUUGAAGGUUUUGCUGAAAAGCUACUUGUUCAGCCAGGUGGGAGAAAGGGAGGUCAGAAGUCCAGCAGCUCAAGAAGUCACAAGGGGGAGGGGGAGAGAGGGGAAAGGCCACUUAUAAUGCAAGCUAUUUCAGGUCAAGGAAAGGAGCACAGAGAUCUAUUUUGGAUAUCUGAUCGGAGCAGAUGGGUUGGGAAAGCAGGAUCAGAAUUUAUGCUUCCAGCUCAGUUGGACUCUUGGAAAAGCAGGAUAUUCGUGCCUCAAGUAAUUUGGAAGAAGUGCACAACCCUUGAGAGCCUGUGCUUGGAUGAGGUUUGAAGGGCGUCUUCCAAAUUGUCAUUGCCCUGUUUUGCUACUUUUGUGAGGUGUGGAUAACACAAGGCUUGAGAGCUCUCUGGCUGUGACCUCAGAAUAUAUUGCAGCCAAUCCAUGCAUUGAGGAAGGGCAGCGAGGGAUUAGGCCAAGGCAGUCGGAGGCCAGCGUGGAUAAGCAGAUCGAAGGCUGUUAUGCACUAAGUGGUGGUGGCUUCUGAAAGAAAAGCAAACCCAAAUGGAGUCAUUUCAUAAUUGGCUUUUUAAAACAAUUAAUGCAACACCGCUCUGUUUUGCCAGUUAAGCAGAUUAAAACUGUAUAAUCUCUA